AGUUAGUUCAACAUCCAGAUGAAGAGGGCGGUAAAGAGCAUUACAUAAGCAUUGAAUAAUAUUUUUCGUUACUUCUCAGCAGAGGCAUUACAAUCGGACUAUUGAACUACUGGUACAUGCUAACUACAUUGUAUUCUUUGUUUUAUCAAUUGUUGCCGUAAUUCCAAUUCAACUCUUUCGUUAAAGUUAAUUAUUACUGUUAAUUCGUUAUUAAUUUUUUUUGUACUUAUAAAAUAUCAAUUAACUAAGGUUGUCCAUCUUCCAUUACUGUGACUUCAAUAUCAACAUAAAGCAGCUUUAAAACAAAUUACCUCAAAACUCACUAAUUCUCACAAGGCGCAGCUUAUUGUCCAUUAUCAUCCACCAAAUUCCAUCAAGAUAUAUACAUACUUAUAUAUAUCUAUCGUUAUAAAUUACAUACCAUUUUAUCAUAUUCAUUAUUGUUAGUAGGAUUAUACUAAAGUUGACAUAAUUUAAUCAUGCCACAAACAAGAAGCAAGAGAACCGCUACUCCAGUUAAAGACGGACAAAUUGAUGGUGAUGCCAUUGAAAUUAAAAAGAGUAAAAUUGAAAACAAUGACUCUGUCGAAGAAGUCUCCGCGUCUACAGAAGCUAUCAAAACCAAUAAUGAAGCUGAAGUAACCAAUGGAAAAUCUGAAGCUGUUUCUGAAAGUAAACCUGAAGUCGAGGAAGCUGUCGAAAAGAAAACAUCCAAUGGAACAUCUGAGGCAGUAGCUGAAAAUGGUGAAGCUAAUGGUGACCACUCCGAAGCUAAACCUGAAGUUAAAGAAGAUUUAGUCGAAAGCAGCGAAUCUGAAAAAGUAGAGAAAGUAGAGAAAGUAGAUGGCAAAGUUGAAGAAUCAGCAGUGUCAGCAGAAGCUACCUCAAAUGAAGCUAAUGAAGUAAAACCAGAAGCUGAGGCUGAAAAGAAAGAAGAAACAGUUGCUGAAACAACCACAGUCGAAAGUACUGAAGCAGUUAGUAAACCUGAGGAAGUUGCUGUUAGCGAUGACCAAAAGAAGCCAGAUGAAACAGUUGAAGAACCAAGUGAAGCUGUUUCAUCAAAUUAACAUUAAGCUGAUAAGCGAUCUAUAAAACCCAUUGUUUUCAUCUAAAUCCACCUUCGACGUAUAAAUUUACUCUCUAUUCUAUCUUCAAACUCUCCAUUUGAACAAAAAAAUUUUCCGAAUACAGUUCCUUCAUUUCCAUUUUUUUCUUUAUAAUUGUCUAAAUUACCGUUGUCAUACAAUCUCAGUUUAUUUACCAUUUCUUAAAUGAAAAAAGAAAAAGGAAACAAAACUUAAACCAAAUCCACGUGGAUCAAGCAAAAAACUCAAUGCAAUCCUUAUUUUCCAGCGUUAAACAAAGCUGUUUCAGAGUUGUCCAAAAAUUUUCAAAGCUAUUGGAAUAGUCAGAUCUCGUCCGAGCAACACCAAAUGCAUUACUCUGGUCAGAGGAUAUAUUGAUUCGAUUAUGGACAUGACUUUAACUUCGACAUAGUAAUAACAAUAGUAACAUCUUUUUGCUUAUGUCUAUAUAAGUAAACAAUUUUCUAUGCGUUGUAAUACAUUCUUUGCCAUUUCGAUGUUAACACCUCUGAUUAAUACAGUUUGAGCGUUAAUAAAGUUUAAACGAGUUUUCCGAUCGUUAAAUGAUUUUCAA
Tetranychus urticae (two-spotted spider mite) is the source of this 1662-nucleotide messenger RNA. RefSeq lists its product as uncharacterized. NCBI's taxonomy places the organism in Eukaryota, Metazoa, Arthropoda, Arachnida, Trombidiformes, Tetranychidae. The record is from RefSeq and is a predicted model, not a curated record.